GAAAAGUGGACAAUCCCUGAAGUAAAUGGAAGAGUAUCCAGAAGAAUUGAGGAGUCCACCAGUGGCGCUGGUAGCGUUGGUAGGUUGCUCAGAGCAGCAUGGUGCGAUAACCACCCAUCUCCUCUCCCAGCAGCCUCCUAUCAACACCCUCGCCUUGCCCGAAUUCUCUAUACUCACCCCUUCUCCAAGCUCCUCCUCUUCCUCCUCUCCACCGGCCGGAUUUUUGAAAAGGGAUUGGCUGGUUAAGCACCGGACCAAGAUCCCCGCCGUUGUGGCAGCCCUCUUCUCCUGGGAUCAUGUGUCCGGUGACCCUGCACAAUGGGUCCAAGUCUGCUCCGAUCUGGAUGACCUAAAAGCCGCCAUUCGUCCAAGAAACACCAAAUUGCUUCUCGUGGUGGUGGGCAAAUUGGAGGACAUUAGUGAAGAUCGUCUCCUUGCCUUACGGAAGCGAGCAGAGGUUGAUUCCAAGUAUCUUCUCCUCUAUAACCCGGAUCCUUCCCAACUAUAUAACUCUCUUCAAAGGUUGAGCGUUAGUUUUGCCGAACUAGGAGCUAUAUUUUACAAAGACAAAGGUCGAAGGAUUAAAGCUCGCAUUGAAAAGAAGAACUUUCCCACUCCCGACCUCCAAGUUCGCUACUGUUUCAAAGUUGCUGUAUAUGCAGAGUUCCAACCAGACUGGGCUGAAGCCUUGAGGUUCUAUGAGGAUGCCUAUCAUGCUCUGCUUGGGAUGGUUGCUACCUUAACAAGAUUGCCUCCCAUACAACAGUUAUAUGAGAUCAAAAUUGUUGCUGAACACUUGCAUUUCAAGAUUUGCACUUUGUUGUUGCAUGGUGGAAAGAUCAACGAAGCAGUCGCAUGGUUCCGCCAGCACAUUGGCUCCUACAAGACCCUUGUUGCAGCUCCAGAAGUCAUUUUUCUUCACUGGGAGUGGCUCAGCAGGCAAUUUUUGGUUUUUGCUGAGUUGCUUGACUCAAGCUCUGCUACUCUUCCGAGUGCUUCCUCUCAGCCAUUAGGCACUGCCGACCAACCUCUAAAUGAAUGGGAAUUCCAUCCAGCUUAUUACUAUCAGUCAGCAGCUCAAUACAUGAAAGAAAAGAGAUCUGCUUUGGAGUUGGCAGUGUCAAAUUCAGAAACUUCUAAUGAGAAUGAUGAUGGAAGUGCUGAAUCUGUGGUACCGUCAGUUUAUAUUGGUCAGUUUGCUCGGCUACUUGAGCAAGGGGAUGAUUCAGCUAUACUGUCCAUUACCGAUGAUGAAUGCACCCGUUACGUGAUUGACGAGGGAAAAACGUUUCAGGACUCCUUUGAAAUUAUUGCCUUGCUCAAAAAGUGUAAUGAAAUGUAUAGUAAUCGUAAAUUUCAGAGGAUGGGUUCACUUUGUGCCUUUCAGAUUGCUAGAGAAUAUUUUUCUUUGGGUGAUUUCAGCAAUGCAAAACAGUUUUUUGAUGGGAUUGCAAAUCUAUAUAGGCAAGAAGGAUGGGUUACUUUGUUGUGGGAGGUUUUGGGCUACUUGAGAGAGUGCUCAAGGAAACAACGUGCGAUAAAAGAGUUCAUAGAGUUCUCUCUUCAAAUGGCUGCAUUGCCAGUAUCUAUGGUCGAUAGCAUCCAGUCCUCCAAAUGUGGUCCUGGAGGACCUGCAAGUCUUGAACAGAGAGAACUGAUACACAGAGAAAUUUUUGCAUUCAUAAGUGGGGAAGCUAGACCAGAAUCCCUCAAUGGACUUGAUGAUCUCAAAUUAACCGGAGAUAAUACCCUUCAUCUUGAGAUUGAUCUCGUUAGUCCACUCAGAUCUGUACUUCUUGCUUCAGUGGCUUUUCAUGAACAGAUAAUUAAGUCUGGUGUCUCCUCCUCCAUUACAAUAUCACUUCUAUCACAUUUACCCGUUUCCAUUGAGAUUGAUCAGCUGGAAGUCCAAUUUAAUCAAUCUCAAUGUAAUUUUAUCAUCGUGAAUGCCCAAAAACAUCCAUUAGAAGCACCACAGAUUGAGCAACAUGAUCAUCGAAUGGAGAGUGCUCCUUCUUUAGCACUUGUUUCAAACAAAUGGCUGCGGCUGACUUAUGACAUCAAAUCUGAACAAAGUGGAAAGCUUGAAUGCAUAUCUAUUAUUGCAAAAAUGGGACCCUACUUGAUCUGCUGCAGAGCUGAAAGUCCUUCAAUGGAUGAUUUACCUCUUUGGAAGUUUGAAAACCAUGUAGAAACUUUCCCCACAAAAGAUCCUGCUCUAUCAUUCUCUGGCCGGAAGGCUGCUCAGGUUGAAGAACCUGACCCACAAGUGGAUGUUAUUCUUGGUGCUUCUGGCCCUGCAUUAGUUGGAGAGAGAUUUCUGGUACCAGUUACCAUAGCCUCCAGGGGCCAUGCCGUCUACGCUGGUGAAAUGAAGAUAAAUCUUGUGGAUGUGAGAGGAGGUGACCUGUUUAGUCCUAGGGAAUCUGAGUCUCUUUCACUGGAUACUCACCAUGUUGAGCUUCUUGGCAUUGUUGGAUCAGAACGGGAAGAUGAAUCUCAAAUGGGCUCUGAUAAAAUCAUGAAAAUUCAACAAUCUUUCGGAUUGGUUCCUGUUCCGUUUCUAAAGAUUGGAGAAUCAUGGUCAUGCAAACUAGAAAUCAUGUGGCACUGACCCAAACCAAUUAUGCUUUUUGUUUCAUUGGGCUACUCCCCGAUUUCUUUUGAGUUGAAUGCACAAAAAGUCAAUGUUCACAAGACAGUGCAAAUCGAAGGAAAGGAUGCUGUUUUAAUUAGCCAACGUUUUAUGCUGCCUUUCCGCAGGGAUUCCUUGUUGCUUUCAAAGAUCAAGCCGGCCCCUGAUUCCAAUCAGUUUUCAUCCCUACCCCUGCAUGAAUCAACUGUACUUGUUGUUAGUGCUAAGAACUGCUCUGAGGUCACAUUGCAGCUACUAUCAAUGGCUAUUAAAGUUGAUGAUGGUGCAGCUGAAAAGUCAUGUUCCAUCCAACACGGCAAUGAAGAUCUUGGCAAUGUGGUUCUUGUGCCUGGAGAAAAAUUCAAGAAAGUUUUCUAUGUUAUUCCUAAUCUCGAUUCCUCGAAGCUUAGACUGGGGACAGUGUAUCUAAAAUGGAAGAGGCAUUGUGGAAUUGAAGAUAGAUCUGAUUUGACUGUGAUCAAUUCCAAGGUUGUAACUAAACACGAACUCCCCGAGGUACGUGUAGAGUUGUCACCGAUUAUUCUGACUUUGGAAUGUCCUCCUUAUGCCAUCCUUGGAGAUCCCUUCAUGUACCAUGUUAAAAUCCGUAACCAAACCGAUUUACUUCAGGAGGUUAAGUUUUCAUUGGCAGAUUCGCAAAGUUUUGUGUUAUCUGGGUCUCACAGUGACAUGGUGUUUGUUCUUCCAGAAACGGAGCACAUCCUUUGUUACAAAGUAGUGCCUCUUGUCUCAGGUUUGCAACAGUUGCCUAGAAUAUCAUUGACAACUGUGAGAUACUCUGCUCGAUUUCAGCCCUCCAUUGAUUCAUGUAAUGUUUUCGUUUUCCCUUCCAAGCCACUUUGCAACAUGGUAGGUAUAACAGAAAAAAGGGUGGAGGAGCCCGCUGUAGCAGACUAAAUUCUAUUCUUUAUUCAUUGUGAUUCUUACGACAUUAUUUCCGUAUUUUUAUGAAUAUAUGGAGGAGUCUUCGUUUCUUGAGACCAAAGUUUUGUGGUUGAACAUAAGCAAGAACCUUGGAUAACUCGGAGGUAUCGAUUAGCUUGUUUUCGUUUUUGGUGCUAUGGAAUAAAAGAAAGCUUAGACAGGUCAAUGGUGCGAGAUGAUGGUGGUGGUUCAUAGGCAUGAAAGAGGUGACAAACAUUUUAUUCUAUAUUUUACAUGGUAUUUUGGUGGUCCAAGUAGUCUCUCUAGAGUUUGAACACUGUAAUAUAGAGGGAGGAAGCAAUUUGUUGGAUGAGAG
Molecule: messenger RNA, 3896 nt
Organism: Hibiscus syriacus
Lineage: Eukaryota; Viridiplantae; Streptophyta; Magnoliopsida; Malvales; Malvaceae
Product: trafficking protein particle complex subunit 11-like
Source: RefSeq, a predicted model, not a curated record